UCAGUGAACCGCAAUAUUGAAAUGAGUACUCCUUUGCCCCCCGGAUGGAAUUCAUACGUUGACUACAAUGGCCGAGUUUAUUAUCAUGAUACAAAUACUGGAAUAAGCCAAUGGGAACAUCCUCAACCCAAACCAGCUGUAAUGUUUAUGCCUCAACCAACAGUACAACAGCCAACAGUACAACAGCCAGCAAUUCAACAGCAACAGAAUCAUAUGGAGCAAUUGAGACAGUUGCAAGAACAACGGGAACAGAAUCAAAUGGAGCAAUUGAGAUGGUUUCAAGAACAACAGCAACAGAAUCAAAUGGAGCAAUUGAGACAGUUGCAAGCACAACAGCAACAGAAUCAGAAUCAAGUGGAGCAAUCAUUGAGACAGCUGCAAGAACAACAGCAGCUAUAUGUCCAAAAACAGCAACAUGAUAUGAUAAUGCAAUGUAUGGAAUUUCAACAAAAAAUGAUUAGGGAUUUUAAAUUCGUUUAAAUUACAUAAUAUUAUGCCUAUGCCAUAGUAACUAUGUAUGUUUAUAUUUAUCUAUUAUAUUAUAUUUAUUUUCUUAUAAUAUACAUACAGUAUUUUUAUAUUUAUUCAUCUUAUAUAUGGGUGUCAAUUUCAACCUU
Messenger RNA from Rhizophagus irregularis DAOM 181602=DAOM 197198, 617 nucleotides. RefSeq lists its product as uncharacterized. Gene Ontology annotation, molecular function: protein binding. Lineage: Eukaryota; Fungi; Glomeromycota; Glomeromycetes; Glomerales; Glomeraceae. The record is from RefSeq and is a predicted model, not a curated record.